Molecule: messenger RNA, 1944 nt
Organism: Sorex araneus (European shrew)
Lineage: Eukaryota; Metazoa; Chordata; Mammalia; Eulipotyphla; Soricidae
Product: eosinophil peroxidase-like
Exons: 9
Coding region: 1-1944 (647 amino acids)
Biological process (GO): response to oxidative stress
Molecular function (GO): heme binding; peroxidase activity
Source: RefSeq, a predicted model, not a curated record
AUGGCACGGAACACUCAAGUAGGGCUUGGGACCCCAAACUCAGGCCUGGCACCCUGUCCUCCCAUAGGGGUCCUGACGAAGCCCCAGCUGCCUCCGCCGUCCCCGAACAAUGGCUGUGCAGAUCAGGACGAGGCGCAGGACCAGGUGGAAGACCAGGACGGACAAUGCAGUGACCAGUACCGGACCAUCAAUGGGAGAUGCAACAACAAGAGGAGACCAUGGCUGGGGGCCUCCAACCAUGCCUUGGCCCGCUGGCUGCCAGCCGAAUAUGAGGACGGGCGGGCGUUGCCCUUGGGCUGGACUCCGGGCAAGAAGCACAACGGUUUCGUCCUCCCUCUGGUCCGGGACGUCUCCAACAGGAUCGUGCGCUUCCCCAGCUCAAGGCUGACCUCUGACCCAGGCCGGUCGCUCAUGUUCCCCCACUGGGGCCAGUUCCUGCUCCACGACUUGGCCUUCUCCCCCAAGUCUCCUCCCGGAGCAAACUACAUGCCCAACCAUGAUCUGUCUGUGUCCACCUCUUUGUUGGGAGAGGACAGUGUGGUAGGAGCCGAUUGCCGCAGGACCUGUGCCCGGAUACCCCCCUGCUUCCCCAUCGAGAUCCCGCCCGAUGACCCGCGCAUCACGACCCCCGGGGACUGCCUGCCCUUCUUCCGCUCGCUGCCCUGGCACCCAGUAAACGGCAACCGGGUCCGGGAGCAGACGAACCAGCGCAGCUCCUUCCUGGACGCCAGCACAGUGUACGGCAGCGAGGCCAGCUUGGCGGAGCGGCUGCGCAACCUCACGGAUGAGCACGGGCUGCUGGCCGUCAACCAAGUGUUCCGCGAUGAGGGCCGCGCACUGCUGCCCUUCGACUACGUGCUGGGCGACCCCUGCGUGCUCAGCAACCGCACUGCGCGCAUCCCCUGCUUCCUGGCAGGUGACCCCCGAGCCAGUGACACCCCCGAGAUGGCGGCCCUGCACACCCUGUUCCUGAGAGAACACAACCGGCUGGCCACGGAGCUGAGGCGCCUGAACCCCGGCUGGAGCGGGGAGCAGCUGUACCAAGAGGCGCGCAAGAUCGUGGGUGCCACAGUCCAGAUCAUCACGUACCGAGACUUCCUGCCGCUGCUUCUGGGCUCUCUUCAUGCCGCUCGCACCCUGGGGCCCUACCAGGGCUACUGCCCCAGCGAGGACCCACGGGUGGCCAACGUCUUCACCCUGACCUCGAGCUUCAGCCACAUGAUGCUGCAGCCCUUCGUGAUGCGCCUGGACAGCCAGUACCAGGCCUCCGGCCCCGAACCUCGCGUGCCCCUCAGUGCCAACUUCUUUGCCACCUGGCGCGUGGUAUACCAAGGUGGCAUUGACCCCAUCCUCCGCGGCCUCAUGGCCACCCCUGCCAAGCUGAACCAGCAGGACUCCAUGAUGGUUGACGAGCUCCGGGAGCGGCUGUUUGAGCGCCAGAGCAGGAUCGGACUGGACCUGGCAGCUCUCAACAUGCAGCGUGGCCGGGACCACGGCAUCCCGGGGUACAACGCCUGGAGGCGCUUCUGCGGCCUUUCCCAGCCCCGCACCCUGGCUCAGCUCAGCCUGGGGCUGAAAAACCCGGUCUUGGCAAAACAGUUCCUGGAGCUGUACGGGACGGCCAACAACAUCGACCUGUGGAUCGGGGCCGUUGCGGAGCCCGUCUUGCCAGGAGCCCGCGUGGGGCCUCUCCUGGCCUGUCUGCUGGAGAAGCAGUUCCACAGGAUCCGCAGUGGGGACAGGUUCUGGUGGCAGAAGCCGGGUGUCUUCACGGAGAGCCAGCGGCAGGCCCUGAGCAGCAUUUCCCUGUCUUCGGUCCUGUGUGACAACACGGGCAUCAGCACCGUGCCCAAGGACCCGUUCAAGGGAGGCAGCUACCCCCAGGACUUUGUGAACUGCACCCACAUUCCCAGACUGGACCUGUCUGCCUGGGAGGGCCAGUGA